This is a messenger RNA of Verruconis gallopava, 2973 nucleotides long. RefSeq lists its product as uncharacterized. The record is from RefSeq and is a predicted model, not a curated record. Lineage: Eukaryota; Fungi; Ascomycota; Dothideomycetes; Venturiales; Sympoventuriaceae. The transcript is spliced from 3 exons. Bases 1 to 2916 code for a protein of 971 amino acids.
AUGAUCGGAGCAGAGCACUUUCUCGGGUACGCGAGAAUAGAUCUGCAAUGCAUCAACUUCGAACACAAAAUCAAAGAAACGCAACGUAGACGAGAAUCGAAGAAGAACGUGAACCACCUUUUGGGCAUCUUCCAACGUCUGGGCUGUAAGAAUGAUGAAGAAGAGCAUGCGGUGAUUGCAGUUGUCGAAGACGAAAGCGCCCUUCAUGCUGGGCUGGAGGAACUUGAGCAAGCGGAAUUGCCCCGUUCGCUUGGCACGGACGUAGAUGUUCCGAUACUGGAGGUCCCGGUACAUGGCAUCCAAGGCUUGCACAGGAUCGCAGCAGGCAAGAAGUAUCUUAAAGGGCCAAAUAGGUGGUGGCUCGUACGUCUUUACUCCCGAAACUUAUCCAGAAGUGACACGAAACAACUCGCCAUACUCUAUAGCCACGAGCAGCCGGAGACGGACGGCGAUAUACUUUGUAAAAUCCUAAUACACAAAGGCCAGCCCGAAGAAGCGAUCUGGAAUGCACGGUUGACGCCGACAAAGCGGAAAGACCUCAAACAGCUGCUCCGCGAUGCCGGUUUCCUCGUGAAGUUUCGCCGACUCACGAAGAUCCCGAUUUUGUGGACACCGCUGGAACUAGGCAGCCUCCAUCGCCUCCUCACUCUGCGUUGUCAUGAGGAAAUCUACAACGGACUAGACCAUGUAUACGACGCAUGGACAGCAUUUCUCCGUGGGCUGCCGGACGCUACGCCGGACCGAUUCGAUGCAGAAAGUAUCGCUUUCAUCGAAGGCCUGGCGCCUGCUUCGAGCGACUCCGACCGUGACCUCAUUGAAAAGGAAAUGACAACGGGCAAGCUCUUCCCGCGAGUAAAGGCUGCAGCACAUCGAAAGACACUCCUUGAAAACUUAUUAGGAUAUCCGUACAUGAUCCCAACCAUAAAGUUCAUAUUUGAGGGUUUGAAGCAGCUAGAGCCGGCGUGCGAAGUCUUGAAGAAGUUCAUCGGGCAGAGUUCGCGCAGCACAAUUCGAAGCGGUUUUUUCGGGGCGUACGAGAACACCGAAGCCGCUCCAGUUGAACUUGGGGAGCGCCAUUGGCGCAAGGGCACGUGGCAAACAGAAGAGGCUCGGCGAGAGUUCUUGUAUAUUCAGCAAUGGGUUCGUGCCCUCCGCAACUUCUACUAUAUGACGGAUUUCACUCCCAGAAAAGAGGUUGGCAAGGCGAAGCCAGAGAUUAAGCAAGCCAGUCCGUUUCUGGAGUUCCAACUUGGCCGUCUUGCCAUGCGCUCGGGGUUCAAGACGGAAACUGCUAUGGAAUGGAACCAGCGUGAUGUGUCGAAGGAGUGGACGCAGCGCCUGUGCUGCGACAUGGAGAUCGGUUUAGGCGAAAUCGACGAUGCGACUAGGGCCCAGAUCGCCAUGAGCCUGCCGAAGCGCAGAACUGCAAGUCCUGGGAAGGACGUCAGGCUCUUAGGUACAGAGGCAUAUCCCAAGGACCGACGUAACGGCCGGCCGUACGAGGACGACUACUUUGGCGAUAGGCAAUCUUACUUUCUGUAUCCGCUCCUGCGAAAGAAUACUAACGACGACAGGCUUUCCGCAGAGGACGCCGAAGAAUACAGAACGGAGAGGCCAUAUUUUAUUACCUCCUUAUUUGCACGGCGAGACCUCUUGUUCUGUUUCUUCGGCCAUAAUAUUGUUGACCAUUUACCAUCCCAUAUAGAUGACGAUCCUUACGACGACGAUGACGAUGAUGAUGGUGGUGGCGGCGGCGGCGGCGGCGAUGAUGUUGAUGUUGACGGUGAUGGCAAUGAUGGUAUUGCUAGUAGGGAUGAGAGUGGUGGCGCAGGCGGUGGUAUCGAUGAGAGUAGCAACUCAGUCAGUGACACUCCCAUGCCUGAUGCAGACACAGCCGCUUCCGAGGCGGAACUCCAGAGUGCACGAAUGCAGCUGGAACAGGCUCAGAAAGAGCUCUCGCGUUUGAAUGCAGAACUCGUGAGAGUACGCGACGAAGCCAGUGCAACAGAGUUAGCACGCAGCGAAAUGGAUUCAAAGAAUAAAGAACUUCAACGACAGAUUGACGACCUGGCAAAACAGUGGCGCGAAGCUGAGUCGAAAUUCGCUCAAGAUCUUAAGAUUGUCACAUCAUCACGCGACACCGAAGUAGCGAAGGCCAUGUCACUUUUAGAAGAAGAAAGAAAUAAGCUCAAAGCAGAAAGAGAGCGUGAAUUGAAACAACGAUCCGUGACAAUUGGGCAACAGCCUCUCUCAGCAGGAGAAAGAAAUAAAGGUAAAAAAGACGCAACUGCUCCGCCAAAGUCUCCGCAGCAGAGGCCCUCAACACCAGAAGUCAGAGCCGGCCAUGAUUUUACGGCAAGAUACACACCCUAUAGCCAAGAGCUUAUACAGCACAUCGGCACAAUCAUGCGGGCUUCUAGUGCUACUCAGUUAAGUCCGCAGGGUCUUCGCAAGUUCCCUGGCGGAUAUGGGAUAUACACCUUGAAUUUCGAACUAGCUAAUGGCGAGUGGUAUUGUUUCACCGAUUUGAUUAAUGGCACCGUCCUCCCAUAUCUAUUCGAAAUAUUACAGACACCAGAGGGGUUUGAGUGGCAAAUUUCUGCUGUGGAAAUCCUAGGCUCAAAUAAAGUUAUCCCACCUCCUACAUCGCUCGAUGAGCUGCAGGAAGCAGCUAAAAACCAUGGGUCACUGUGGAUUUCCCAGCUGGUAAGAGAUGCGUAUUCUAACGAUAAUACCGAUGGGUCUUGGUGGCCGGUUGAAGGUAGGAAAAGGGUGAAGCGUAAUGAUGGCUUGGCGAGAAGCACUUUCCCGUUGCUGGCGUAUGAAAAUACCCCUUCCCCUGUGGAGGACACCGAGGCCGAAACAGCUGUAACUGCAUCACCUUCUAAGAGAAAGCGCACGGAUAGCGACGGCUAAAGAUGGGGAGAAGUCAGUUAACUUAGUAACUUAAAUAAUAUCUAAUUCAGUUCGAUU